Molecule: messenger RNA, 1145 nt
Organism: Aspergillus saccharolyticus JOP 1030-1
Lineage: Eukaryota; Fungi; Ascomycota; Eurotiomycetes; Eurotiales; Aspergillaceae
Product: thioesterase family protein
Exons: 1
Coding region: 1-996 (331 amino acids)
Biological process (GO): fatty acid catabolic process; acyl-CoA metabolic process
Cellular component (GO): peroxisomal matrix
Molecular function (GO): fatty acyl-CoA hydrolase activity
Source: RefSeq, a predicted model, not a curated record
AUGACCACCAGCACGACUUCUGCCACUGCCCGCACGGUAGCGGAGCAAAUAUCCGUAGAGAAUACCGGCCCAGAUGUCUUCCGAUCGCGCUACAAGCCCGAAAAAAUGGGCAACACCGCCAACAUCGCCUAUGGCGGGUGCGCCCUGGGCGUCGCCGUCAAAGCAGCCUGCGAAACCGUCCCAUCCCAGUAUCUCCUCUACUCCGUCACGGGACACUUCCUGGCGCCCGUCUCCACGGAGGUUCCACUCAACUGCUCCGUUCGCCGCCUCCGAGACACACGAACGUUCGCCACCCGCCAGGUCGAGGUGACCCAGCAGCAGGGGACCACCAACACCAGCCGACUAUGCAUGGUCAUCCUGGCGGACUUCCAGAAAGAAGGAGAAAAAUCCCUCCUCAGCUUCUCCGCCCCACCCGAGCGGAAGUAUCAUCGCCCGGAAGACUGCCUAACUCCCCAGCAGAUAGGCGCCAAGAUGGUACAGCGGGGGGUCCUCACCGAACAAGCCCUGUCGUAUUACAACGUCUUGCUGGGCCUGCUGGCACGCUUAUUCGAAACGAGACAGACCCCAGAGGGCGUCUUUGGACAGAACCUGACGGGCAUGGCCAAGAGAGAGCCCACGACUCAAGACUCCCUGCCCCUGACGUCGCGGACGUCGGCGGACUGGAUACGCGUGCGCGGGCCGUGUGCGCAGCGCGCGGAUCAUUACGCCGGUCUGGCGUUCGUGCUGGAUGCGUAUCUGAGCUUCCUUGCGCUGGCCCAUAGCGGGAGGUUUCUGGACGACGCGGGUGCUUGUGCCUCGUUGGACUUUACGAUGAGGGUCUUUUCUGCGGACUGGGAUCUGAGGUCGUGGUUGCUGCGGGAGAUGAAGACGGUUUCUGGGGCGGACGGGCGGACGUAUUCCGAGGCGAGAGUGUGGAAUCAGGCGGGGAAGCUGGUCGCGAAUAUGACGCAGAUGUCGAUUCUGAGGCCCAAGAGGGAGGCGAAGGCGUCGCUGUGAGGGUUUUAGAAGGAUAUAGUGCUUGGCGUGUGAAGGCUGCAUCGUUCAAGUGCUGAAACAGAAAUAAUGUUAUCUAGACUCUGGACUACUAUGCAUCCCGGCUGCACCAGUCUAAUAGAGCUGGAAAGGAAAUUAGAGGAGACAUCAAG